Molecule: messenger RNA, 2889 nt
Organism: Frieseomelitta varia
Lineage: Eukaryota; Metazoa; Arthropoda; Insecta; Hymenoptera; Apidae
Exons: 7
Coding region: 654-1430 (258 amino acids)
Source: RefSeq, a predicted model, not a curated record
AGCAUCGCGUUCGUAUCGUUGUCUCGUGUCCGUUUCGUGGGUCAAGACCAACGACCAAGCGGGAAAAUGUGACCGUUCGAAACUUGAAGAUUCUCGUUCGAAAGUGCCACAGAGUUCUCUGCACAGCGAUCCGAGUGUUGUGACUCGCGAUGGUGUGACAGUUUGGUGUUUCCGGAUAAUUUCCAUCGUCGUGGAUCGGCAACGAUUUGCCGGUGUGUGAGAUCCCCUGGAUCAAAGAUCCUCGAUUGGAAUAACUCGAUAGAGCGAGAAUAACUCGGAGGCUUGGCCCAAGGUAUGCCUUGGCGCACGUUGACUCGGGGUCGACAGUCCUUGAGCCCCGAGUUUUUCGGCCGUCUAUCUUGAUCGCGGUGAACGACGUCAGGGUGAAGAAAGACGCGUGCCCGGCAUACACGUUGGCGUCGCGACGUAACUUAGACACAGUUUCUAAAUCGAAAGCGGCCGAGCAGUCGAUCGUCGACGAACGAUGAAUCGAGUCGAUCGCUGAAGGUGUAACAUUCGCUGCAAAGUGUCAGAACCACUUGACUCGACUCCGGCCACGGCGGAUAGCCAAAGCGGGGCAGUAAGUAGCGCGUAAACGAGGCGCUUAAACUUGCUGCUUGCCGCAAGCAGUUGAACUUGCUUCUCGGCGAGAAAUGGCGUUGACACCGGGGCGAUGCCGGGCGGGAGGAGGCGAGAACCUUUCGAAGGACGUGACGAAAGACGAGGACGAGGUGGCGAACGCCGGCAAUUUGGAGCCCCUGAGCGACUCCUGCGGCGAGAGCGACAUGGAGGGUCUCGAUCUCUCUCUGUUCGAACCGCAGGUCGACACCACUUCCUGGUGCGACUCCCGGAUACACGCUGGCACCCUUCACAUCCUCGUCCAUUACUGCGAGGCCGAAUGCUGCGUCGGCGAAGCCGCUGGCGAAGCCUGCUGGGAACCUUGUUACUGCGUCCUCCUCCAGGAUGAACAGACCCUCACGGCUUACAGGAGCGAGGAUAUGGCCCUGUUUGCCGGGACCGCCUGCAUGUUCAAGUCUCACAACAAGUUGGGGGACGCGAUGUUCGUCGAGCUGCCACGUGUUCGAUUGGACGGCGGCGCACGUGCUUUCCGACAGCAUUGGGGUUACGAGUCACGACCCCUGGCACCGCCACCGCCAUUGAUCGAAGAAGACGAAGCGGCGAUCGAGCCGGAGACAGUCAGCCUGCGGGAAGCCAACACCGCGUCGCCGAUAGCGCCGUUGCUAAGAAGGGUUUCCACCCUUCCAAGAAGAGGGUUGCAUCAGAGACAUACUUUGGAUCCCGAAUUGUCCUCGUUAAGCGAACACGAUACCAAUCGUCUUGUCGUGGAGUGUGAGUUAAAGUCCUUGUCCUUGCCACGGGGGUUCCCGCCGGAAUUGACAGUGAAGGAGGAUGACAAAGGUAAAAAGUAACGAAUGCUGCUGAUUUGCAGAUUUGCAAGCAAGCCUUAACUAUACCUUAGCUAUAAAUAUUUUACGUGCGUUCCGCGAGAACGCGUCGGCGCGUUUCCUCGAUAAUCGCCACUAGACUCAAAGGUUUCGAUACCUCGAAGCUUGACGCGUACUCGGAUACCAUAACCGUGUUUAUAAACGCGUUAACCUUGACAACUAAUCUGCAAAAUAUGGCAAUUUCCCGGGGAGGGGUUAAUUUACAAAUCGAUCGGCAUUUCUUUCGCUGCACUAUCAACACAUGCCUUUCCUUUUUUCUUUUUUUUUUCGUAAAUCCUUUAAAAAUCAAAAGUUCGUUUGCAAUUAUGACUAUAGACGAGACUCUCGCGGACACAAUAUAUUAUUGGCAAUAAACGAUGAUUGAAACUUGUUUUUACGAUCGAACGGGCGCAACUCAUUCGUGUCUUACUUGAUUUUAUUCGUGCUCGUGAGACAUUUGAAAGUAUCUCGAGCAAUUUCACGGCCAACGCGUGGUUGUUAUUAGUGGCUGUCUUGUUGGAGGAUUCGUUCGAAGUUAAUAACCAUAAAAUUUGUUUAUUUCAUGCUACAUGGGAAUUUAUUCUUCACGGAAAAAUUUGCAUACGUUUUACACCGUACAGCUUUUAUCUGUUUCAUCUGCGAAAUUGUCGGCGCGGCGAUUAAUUAUAAUUAUCAGGAGAAAUAUCAAUUACAAUUAAUUAUCAUGUAUUUCAGCGUAAUUGCUUAAUGACACUGCAAAUGAAUCGCUCAAUAUUGAUCUGAUACGUGCGUCGUGCAGAUUGAACGGCAAAUUAGCAAAACAAAUUAUUAAAACUUCACGCCGUGACCAUUUCACAGGUCAGGAAAGGUCAAUCCACAGCGUAUGACAAUGUACGUACAUGUCCUGCAAAGAUUUUCAAUUUAUUCGCUGGUCAGAUUCCCAAUGAAUUUUCAAUGAUCACGUGAAAGUAACAAUAAAUACGUGCAACUAGCUAGCAGUUCGUCGAGCAACGUGUUGAAGAAUGAAACUUGAGUUUUUUUGUGUAUCGUAAAUGGCAAUUUGUUAAAUCUCGCGAGCGAACCAAUGACGAGUUCAGAUCCAUACGAUUUUGUUUAACGACCAAUGAUUACGACUCUUGACGUGCCGAUCGCCGAGUUUACGAAAUAAUGGAGGCCCUUUUCGUUUCUGAAACGCGAGACGAUCUCAACUACGCGUAAUACCUGUCUCGUAUAUUGUUACAAACGAAUGAAACUGGUUCUAGAAUUUGCGCGAGGGAAUUUUCGUUCCCUUCUCGGGUUGGGGAUCUGUUGAGACAGAGGAAGGGAACUCAUAUUUUAUUUCGACGAUUUGUCUCCAACUCUUAGACCUCUUCGUGCGGCUCGUGUUGUAAUAAGAUUAGAAUAUUUGUUUAACUUUCACCAUGAAUAAUCAUACCUUUUUUAUUAUAUUGUUACCCGUAAGUAA